UGGUUCUGCACUUCUGCCUCUCUUCCUCUCUUCAAUGGUUUUGCACUUCUGCCUCUCUUCCUUUCUUCACGAGUAAGAGGAUUAAGGUGCAUGGGAGGCUGGGGACAAGCUGUGACUGUUUGGUGCGGUCGAACCUCAUCUAGUCAUGCUCUUCCUUCUAGGGUUUUAUUGGAUCAGCAAAACCUAUGGGAUAGCGGAUGCUGCUGCUGGAACAAUCGAAGUCUGAGAGAUCUGGCCUCAUCAGAUCUGGGAAGUGGGUUUUCUCUAGGACUACGGGAGUGGUGGAUCUGUGCUGAUUUGGGCAAAGGCAGUAACUUGAGAAGAAUCCUCAGGGGAAGAAGUCCAGAUCUGAUUAUGUUCUUUCUGCACUUUCAGAGAUUAAGAGUGAUCUGGAUCGUAGGUGCUACUGGUCAUAUUAGGAGACAAGGUAGUGCUUCUGUUGCAAUGACAGAUGGAGAAACUGGUUAUACUCACUACCUGAUCCUCUUCGUAGCCUUGCAGGACCUGUGCCAGAGAUUACAUGGGAGUGAGUUUUCUUUACUGUGGCUUUGCCAAUAUCAAAAUUCUGAAGUCUUUGUAAAUGCAAAACUAGUUGAGGAGCCAGAGCUGCAGAGGAGUUUUCCUGUGUUUGCUUUAGAGGAAAUUUUGGAAUCUCGUUAGAUAUCCAAACCUCACAUUUGGACUUUUCGAACCCUCGACGGAAGAGGGAUUAAUUAUUGUGUUUUUAUUUUUUGGGUGUUUCAAUUAUGUGUUGAUUAAUGGUUUGCUCUUUA
Messenger RNA from Rosa rugosa (rugosa rose), 773 nucleotides. RefSeq lists its product as uncharacterized. Lineage: Eukaryota; Viridiplantae; Streptophyta; Magnoliopsida; Rosales; Rosaceae. The transcript has 7 exons. The coding region runs from base 91 to 660 and encodes 189 amino acids. The record is from RefSeq and is a predicted model, not a curated record.